CAACCAUCCUCUGUUGUGAUACCAACGACCAGCGCUCAACACCGCCCACACCGGCUCUCGGCGACAGUUUUGUCAGGCAGAAAACUUCCUGAAUGAGACACAAACCACAACAAGAGCGGGUCCUUGUCUGCUCCCAUUCUGUCAGUCUUACGUGAGUGAUUGAAUGCGGUGAAACUGGCAUCAGUGGACAAGUGUACACACAGAGGGCCAUUGAUUGGUCAAGGAUGACCAUGGAAGACAUGAAGAAUGAAGCAGACACUGCAUCACUCGCCUCUAUGGCUCUCUACAGUGUGAUGUAUCCUGUCUUUAACCAGUUGGAGAAAGUCAACUUAUCAGCUGCGCAGACCCUGAGAGCAGCUUUCAUAAAGGCAGAGAAGGAAAACCCAGGUCUGACCCAGGACAUGGUUAUGAAAAUACUGGAGAAGAAGAACUUAAAAAUCAACUAUAGUGAGUCUCUACUUCGCAUGGCUACAGACGACGUGGAAGAGUUCAUGAUUGACAGGCGAGAGCCAGAGUUCCAGGAGCUGAACGAGAGGGCCCGGGCUCUGAAACACAUCCUCAGCACCAUACCAGAUGAGAUCAAUGACAGAGUUGGCUUCCUACAGACCAUCAAAGACAUCGCCAGUGCCAUCAAGGAGCUGCUAGACACAGUUAAUACUGUCUUCAGGAAAUACCAGUAUCAGAAUAGACGGGCACUGGAAAAGCAGAAGAAAGAGUUUGUGAAAUACUCCAAGAGCUUCAGUGACACUCUCAAAACCUACUUCAAAGAUGGAAAAGUGAUAAACGUGUUUGUCAGCGCCAACCGGCUCAUCCACCAGACCAACAUGAUCCUGCAGGCCUUCAAGACUGUGGUGUAGCAGCCGGAGAAGACACACACACAGUUUAAAAAAAUUUUUUUUUAAGAGAAUAGGUGAUAUGAGGCUUUGUAAUUUGUCGAGACAUUUUAUUAUUUUGGGCUGUAUAAUUUAUAAUUCUGUGGCUUUGAGGGGAGAUCAGGUAGUUUGAGGUUCAAAGCAAGCCAGGUUGACAGUAAUUGCCAGGGAUUUUUAACUCUCUUUUAUGUUGUUCUUUUAUCAGAUUCUUAAGUCGAUAUUUCUUCAUUCCUUUAUAUAUUUUCCUCUCUGUUCAGCACUGUGUAGUUCUGAAAAAGUUUAGGGAAAAUGUGAUUAUUUCCUGUGUCCUUAAAAGUUUGGUUAUUACACAAGUCUGAAAAGUACAGUGAAAAGAAGUGGCAUUCAGUUUCCAACUACAUUCCCACAUUUUUGGACUUUAACUCUUAAUUUAAAUGUCACUGUUCUUUUGAAAAAUAGAAUCUUGAUGUAUAUGGUGGUAUCACAUACUUGGCACUAAUAUCCUGCCACUAUCAGCAUGCAGCAUAUUCAACUUAAAUCUGAAAGGUUCAAAUCCUGUAAAGAGAUGGAGGAAAAAGUUCAGGAAUUUAAAAUGAAGACUGUGUUCACUGACUGCUUCCUUUGUCCUGUACUACUCUAAUAUUCACUGCUUCACCCACUGCAUCUCAAACACAACACACCCAGGUUAGCAGUUUCUUUUUACUUUAGUUACAGAAAUGUAUGUGAAUAGUUCACAUUUACUGUCUACUAACAAUAGAUAGUCCACUAUAUAAACGAACACGUGGCUUUUUUUAAUGAUAGGUGGUCAGAGAUGCAAAAUCUUAACAUAAUGAUCCAAACCACAUUUGGGUUGUGUAGAUGUACUGGGGAUGUGUGUCCGGUCUGUUUUUUUUUUUUGCUGUAUUUCAGCCGUUUCUAACAUUUUCCCUAUUUGACCCCUUAAAAUAAUAUCUACUUGUGACUCGCAUGGUUAGGGCCUUGGUGGACAUGAGGUUUGAGCAGUUUAAACCAGAGUGAUUAUUAUAAAAAAAAAAAUUCUUUCUCUGAUUUAAAAGGUUUUUACAGGCCUGACGAGGUAAAAGUAUUAAGUAUUUCUUAUGAAUGCGUUUUCUUUUUAAUCCUCAGAUUUGUUACAUUGGGAACCACUGUUGUAUACAUUUAUAGAAAAGGAGAAUCACUUUUGAGGCUUACAUUUCAUUUUAUUGUUUGAUGGUGAAAUGGUGGUGGUUUGAUCAGAGGUAUUUUCAGAAAUCCACCAAUGUCAGUGGUAAACAUCUGUGUCAGUGUCAGAUACCUAUCAUCAAUGAGCAAAUCCUUUGUUUUGGACUCCCGAUUUGUACCACAAUCUCAUACGGGGCACAGCUGUGAUUACGUGGCCAGAACCUGGAGCUCAAAAGCAGGUUGGCUUGUAGAGUCCAUAUUGAAAAUCACAGAGUAGUUAAAGGUCAAUACAACAAACAGUUGGCAGUUGGCUUGGUUUUGGAAAAAGAGGUACAAGAGAAAACGUUACAUGACAUCAAUGCUCAGACUGACAAACAGUGACUUUCUUGCAACUGCUUGAUUUACAGAUAUGAAUGUACGGAUCAAUACAAACCUAAAUGGAUGGUUUAUUCUAGUUGACACAAAUGUGUUUGACCGGUAUGAAUGUAUAAUUUUUCUUUUCUGUCUUUUUGCAAAGGCCAUGACAACCACAUGUAAAUAAAAUAAAGGGACUUGGAAUUCAGAACAAGA
Messenger RNA from Micropterus salmoides (largemouth bass), 2582 nucleotides. It is a transcript of the gene pdcd10a, whose product is annotated as programmed cell death 10a. The coding region runs from base 225 to 857 and encodes 210 amino acids. The transcript is spliced from 8 exons. Lineage: Eukaryota; Metazoa; Chordata; Actinopteri; Centrarchiformes; Centrarchidae. The record is from RefSeq and is a predicted model, not a curated record. Gene Ontology annotation, cellular component: FAR/SIP/STRIPAK complex; Golgi apparatus. Gene Ontology annotation, biological process: positive regulation of MAP kinase activity; regulation of Golgi organization. Gene Ontology annotation, molecular function: protein kinase binding.